This is a messenger RNA of Suillus plorans, 1192 nucleotides long. RefSeq lists its product as uncharacterized. The transcript has 6 exons. NCBI's taxonomy places the organism in Eukaryota, Fungi, Basidiomycota, Agaricomycetes, Boletales, Suillaceae. The record is from RefSeq and is a predicted model, not a curated record. The coding region runs from base 1 to 1017 and encodes 338 amino acids.
AUGUCUCUCCAGCCAUUCACCUCUCUGUACCGAUAUGCUGUUGAACCAAUAGCACCAUUUACCUGGUUUGGUACCAAGGUCUCUUCCCUCGAUUUGGUAGCCGUGUUUCGGCUUUGUAUCGCUUUGAGACAGAUGAGGGAAAAUUUGUAUGCUAAACACCAGCGAAGCGCUGGAGAGGAUAGACCUGCACUUGCAGAAGAGAGGUCCUUCGUGAGAGACGCAUGUGCCAUGCUGACGAUUGUAUUUGGAGGGGAGGCUAUCAUAGGCCCUCUCCUUGGUAUUCUGCCAUCUUUCAUGCUCUCCGGUGUUUUUCCUGGAUUGUACAUCGCCGCACAAGCGAUUGUAGAGUAUAUCCCUGUCCUGCCGUCCGCGUCAUUCAGCACCGAGCUUCCUUUAUCCAUUAUCGACGGAUUUACCCGAGCAAUGCUUCUCUGCAGCCUCAUACCACCACCCGUUAUCGCCCACACAUCCCCCGUUAUCGCAUCUUCACCGUGGGCUCUCCUUCUCUCGUCUCUCGUCAUCACCAAUGGCGGCUUUUUCUUAACGAAUAUGUUCUCAUUCAUGGAGCCCACCCCGCUUACACUUACGACUCCCGAUGAGCUCAAGCCCUAUGGCUGGACAACCACCGACAUCUGGUCUGCCCCGUUUAUCACGGGGCUCUAUGCCCUCCUCACACAUGCCCAGCCGUUCUGGGCCGAGUUGCACAGUGUAAUUUCGACUGUCCUCGGAGGUGCUGGCAGUAAAGUUGAUCCUAUGGAUGCAGAGUCUGCCCGUGCGCUGUGCGCGCUAAUCCUCGCAGCAUUAUUCUCCACCCGCACUGCGAAGAACUUUGGGCUUAUCUGGAAGAAGAUGUACGAGUGGUCCAGCGGUCCAGGUUGGUUGCUAGACGUUCCGAAUUAUUUCAGCUUGCCACUUGGUGCAAGCAUGAGACUGCCACCUCUAAGUGGGUACAAAUUUGGUGCAUAUCCCGCUGUGAUACUGUUCUCGUUCAGUACAGCAGGAGCACUAGUGGUGUAACCUUUCUGGCAUAUAUUGACCUUAGGUUCAUUUAACAGUUCCUUGCGUAGUUCAAGUCCAAGCUGUGUUCCCGUUGACCGGAUCGCCCGUCGAAGCGCCCGCAUUUGAUCAGGUGCUUGCGACGAUAAGUCGACGAUUUUCAGAUCGUUGAAUUAUCGUCGGAAUGAUUCCUUAA